Molecule: messenger RNA, 1193 nt
Organism: Chelonoidis abingdonii (Abingdon island giant tortoise)
Lineage: Eukaryota; Metazoa; Chordata; Testudines; Testudinidae
Source: RefSeq, a predicted model, not a curated record
CACAACAACCUGACCAGCCUGGAGGCAGGCUCCUUCGACACCCUGUGGUCUAUGAAGAUCUUGCUCCUGGCCCACAACUCCGUCGGCCAGCUCUGGCCCAAGGCCUUCACAUGCCUGGGCUUCCUGGAGAAGAUAGACCUCAGCCACAACCUCCUGGCCCAGCUGCCUCCUGACUUCUCCGAUGAACUGGCCUCCCUGAAGGAGCUCAAGGCAGCCUACAACCGGCUGUUGGCCGUGGGCUAUGAGAGCCUGCAGCACCUGGAGAGCCUGGAGAAGCUGGACCUGAGCUACAAUCAAGUGGCUUCCAUUGAGAAGGGGGCUUUUCGGGGCCUGCCUAGGCUCCGCUACCUUUACCUCCAGUCCAACCGUCUGGGGAUUGUCCACAACGGCUUCUUCUCUAUGCUCCAGAACCUGGAAGUCCUCUUCCUUGGCACCAACAACAUCAGUGCCAUCGAGCUGGAGGCCUUCACCUCCCUGCACAACGUGAAUCUCCUGGUCUUAACCGGCAACCAGCUCAUCCACCUCAAAUUCAAGACCUUCCUGAACAUCCAGACGCCGAGCACCCACCUCCAGCUCGCUGGCAACCCCUGGGCCUGUGACUGUGACCUCCAGCGGGUCUUUAGCAAGAUCCUGAGCGUCCGCCACCUCCAUGUGGAAGACUACGCCAAUAUCACCUGUGCCAGCCCCUGGCAGCUAGCCGGCUUGCCUCUGGUUUCUGUGGACACCCAGCUGUGCGUGGCUGAGACAGCCACUGUCCUAGUGAUCACGGUCACCGUCCUGGUGACGGUCAUCGCCGCCAUCGUCAUGGCGGAGAGGAACAGGAAGAAGAGCCAGGAGAAGAACUGGAACGAGUCGGACGGCCCCUUCGACCCGCAGGAGAAGUGAGAUGAGGGGUGGGAAAGCUGGCGCCUGGUGCGUGAGAAGCCUCUGCUUUCGAGCUCUCCUGGAUCCGCGCUGACUGGCCCUAUUCCAAGCUCCUCGGGACUCAAGCCCGGAUGCCUGGUGUGGGGACGCUUUAUCCAGAGCCGCCCUGGCUGGAGACGUGACUGCUGCACUGACCCCAGCGGGCUCCCGCUCGGUCCCAUCAGAGUUGGGCCAGGUCCCUUCCUUUCACCUGCUCAUUGCCACCAGCUUCUGAGAGCCAACGGCUGCCCUGCUACGCCCCUGCACUCACCUCCCCGGCCUUCAACUGU